Molecule: messenger RNA, 2892 nt
Organism: Candidozyma haemuli
Lineage: Eukaryota; Fungi; Ascomycota; Pichiomycetes; Serinales; Metschnikowiaceae
Exons: 1
Coding region: 1-2892 (963 amino acids)
Source: RefSeq, a predicted model, not a curated record
AUGCCCCUGACAGAAGAGUCUCAGGGAGGGAAGCAAUCCCCUGACCAUGGCCAGGAACCUGCCAAUGAUCAGCCAGAAACCCAUAGAACUCCAAUUGGCUCGCCUGUGCAAGAGGAAACACCCACUGUGGGUGAGACUGGGACGGAUAAAAGUCCCGGCGUAAACUCCGAACCGCCUAAGACGAAGGGCAUCGAGAAUGAUGGGCUACCACAAACAAGCCCAGUCCAGAAUAUCCAGUCGCUGUCGAUCAGGGCAAGUUCCACGCCUAAAGACGACAAUAGAGAUGUCCCAGGCGAUGAUAUUGCAGGCGAGAUAAUCAUCCCUAAGCGAAGCCCUAGACAUGUGAGGGCGAACUCUAUUCUACGGGAUGAGGACUUGCAGAACGAAAUGACCCCUCUACUAGAGAGUGAAGGUUCAGAAUCAUAUGUGGCAUUGGAAGAAGGUCUUCAUCGUCAACUACAGGCAUCCUCGAGAAGUAGAGGAGUAUACGGCUGGUUUACGCGUACUUUCUGUUCUACUCCUUGGUUGUCAUGGCUUGUGCUAACAUUGAUGGUCAUCAUUCUUCUCAUACUUCUUUUGGUGGCUCGAAAUUUGCCCAUGCUUUUAGAUCAGGCUUUCGUGUCUCAGCUUCACAGCGUAUCCGUCUUGGAUAUCAACGAUUCGGGCUUGACUGUCCAUGUUGUGGGCUCUACAUACGUUGAUUACGAAAAUAUCUCCAGCAGGUUCUACGGAAAGGCUCUUAAGGUGAUUGCCCUUUUUAUUGGAGGGGUUACUGUGGUGCCCCAUGAUGCCUCAAGGGUAUUUGUCAGUGGCCAGGGAAUCAAGAGAGCUCAUGCCCUAAACGUUUACCCACCUGAUAUCCUGGUAGAUCUUAUAGAUCACCGUCUUACGGAGUAUGACUUCAUAAGCGAUGCCUUGUUUAUUCAGGAUUCUCUACCUGGUAUUGUUGAGGACCUCAUGAAGCACAACCGUUCUACGCCACUACCGGUUACAGUUGAAAUAGAUUUCACUUCUGAUAUAACAACAAAGUGGCUUCAUUUCAGCACUGGUCUCGUUAACAUUCAUGAGGAUACCAUCAUCAGUCCCGAGAGGAUGGCUUCACCUUUGACGGUGGAAACGAUUGACCUCGACUUACACAACGACGGCGUAGCGCUCAAUGGCACAUUGAUUCUCGAGGCUUUACCCAUGAAACUUGCAUUAGACCUGGUAGACUGGGACGUGGCUAUUGCUGACUGCGAUGGGAAACCAUCUCAUUUGGGAGUUUGGAACUCGGCCCCCUUCACGAUAGCCCCCAACAAACUUACCGUGGUUAACGUGGGCGGAACCAUACCUAGAGUUCCUCAACAUCUCCUCGAGCCUUGUAAGGAUGGACAGACUCCAUUUAACAAGUUCGUGGUUAAGAUAUCGAAUGAAGGGCAUUUGGACGUAUUUAUCCUGGCUGCAAAAACUCUUCAAAAUUCCCAGAACCUUCCUCGUUGGCUCUACAAUAUUCUCACGCUGGUCGAUGUAAAUAUUGAUAUACCAGUUGAAUCACAGGGUGGUUUACUGAUGGGGAAUAUGUUAACAUCGGUAGAAAUCACAUCCAUGGAUGUUGAGUUUCUCAAGGCUUCCUCGGGAGAGCUUCAUUUGAAUACAAGCUGCGAGUUUAAUGCCUCCAUGGUUCUUCCAAUACUCAAGAAUGACUUUGAAGCUAACCUCUCUGAGUGGACUUCCUCUGUGGAUAUCCAUGAUGGAAACGCCACAGUUGGAACUGCGUCAACAGUUUUAAGCAGCGGACUUGCUAUCAAAAGUGAACACGGCAAUACCACAUCGAUUAUUGGUGUAUUGAAGCGAUGGGAGGCAAAAAUUUCUGAUGGUGCCUAUUUCGGCGACUUGUUCAGCGGAUGGAUAAAUGAACAGAAUUCAAAACGAUUACCGUCCCUUGAUGCUGACAUCGAGCAAGUGAAAAUCGAACUGGGGUUUCUCAACACAACCCUAGAGAACCUCUCAAUCAAGAAUAUAAAAUUUGGAAGGGAAUUCGAGUUGGCACAUGAGACGUCCGGCGAGGCAUUCUUCGACUGGCUUUUGAGGGAAAUGAAUAUUAGUAUCCUGACAAUCCAGCUAAUUCAAUCGGGCAAGAGUUGGGUACAUUUUGGAAUUGAAGCUGAAAUAAGCAACCCACUUCCUUUGAACUUACAGUUGAAUGAAGAGCAAUUGGCAUUCGCCUUCUUGUUCGAGGACGUUGAGAUUGGUAAUGUCACUUUUGAUCUGUUAAGUAUACCGCGUACUCUGAAACGAACUCGAGUGCCAGCCCAUAUUAAAGUCAGCUGUUCCAAUUUUGAAGAGAGAAACGCUGCUGAGAAAUUCGUUAGUCUAGUGCUUUCGGGAGCUACGAAUAUUACUGUUGGUGCACACGGCAAAUCAGUUGAUGGGCAUUCUGGUAUUGGCAAAAUGAUGGAACGAAUCCAAAUUCCCGAAAUAGCAUUACCAAGGCUUACUUUCGCUCAUCCGGAAGACGACUCCAGUAAGAGUAAUCAAGAGCUUGCGCAUGGUAGCCCUUUCCUUAUUGAAGCUAUCAUCCAUAUUCUCACUUCCGAAGUCGAGCUACUCGUGUUCAAUCCCGUGACGAAUCAACAGCUUAUAGUGGAUCUUUUGCUGUGUCAGGCCAUUUAUGAAGGGCAAGUUCUAGCAUUUGCUGAUAACGCAGGAGUGAUGCUGAUACCACCAGGCAUUUUCCAUACUAAGCGCAUUCCAUAUAAGGUGGGCUCUGGCAUGGGUGGCGAUAUUCUACGGAGAACCUUGAACGGCGAAUUGCAAGUUAUAGUGAAGUCUGACAUGAUGGUACAAGUUGAUAACUUUACAGGUCAAGUGUUGUUGCAAAUCAAAGGCGUUACAGCUAAGGUAAGGCUUUAA